Messenger RNA from Eurytemora carolleeae, 2213 nucleotides. Its product is annotated as FAST kinase domain-containing protein 3, mitochondrial. The record is from RefSeq and is a predicted model, not a curated record. Bases 17 to 2071 code for a protein of 684 amino acids. Gene Ontology annotation, biological process: regulation of mitochondrial mRNA stability. NCBI's taxonomy places the organism in Eukaryota, Metazoa, Arthropoda, Copepoda, Calanoida, Temoridae. The transcript has 18 exons.
GCUCGAGGCCGCAGUAAUGAUUCAAACAAACAAUAUGAAACCUAUCUUAAACCUACUCCGGUAUAAGAGGUAUGAGACCAUUCUCCCGGGAUCGGUCCGAACUCUCUCCGGGUUCCAUGGGUUCCGGAACCCUGGAGCUAGACUAGGAGAUAGUUCUGUAUUUCUCCAAUCUGGAACCAAGAUUAGUGAACUCCCCCUGGUGGUGAGGAAGGUUAACAACAUUUUCGAAUUAUACAAAAGGAUGGGUAUUGAGCAUACAGCUACAGAACUCAAACCAACGGAGGAACAGAAUGAGAAAUUCGUUCUCACCUUCCCUCCGGAGAUGAAAGAGGAGGAACGGGAGAUUAUCGAUGGGUUUAAUCGUUGUUACAACUCCUCCAGUAUAUUCCGUCUUCUGGAGACUAUACCUAGAGAAGAGGUUACUCCUCUAGUAGCAGUUCAUGCUCUCAGGAGAAUAAUUGAUCUUGAAAACAGUUUUGAGUAUCGGAACCCUGGAGCAACGAGAGAAACUAUCCGAGGAACAAGACGGAACCAGGAUACAUUUCUCAGAAUGGCGUUCAUGACAAUGCUGUUGGAGAUAGUUUGUAACUCCAGGCAACCAAAAGUGAUCCUUGAUGGACUUAACACUGUGAUGAGAGAUCAGUUCCCAGCUUCCCUAGCAACCUAUAAGGAGAGGUUGCUAGAGGAGCUGAUGUUCUGUGUAACCGAGGGUGUAUUCUCUCUCCUCGAGGUUUGCCGAGCCAUCAACAUCCUCUCCAUGUUCUACGAGGACAGGAAGAAGUGUCUGGAAACCGCAGAUAAACUCUGGUUUGGUAUAGUUGAUCAGUACAAACAGAUAAACAGUCCGGAGAGUAUAGUUGCUGUAUUUACCGCUCUACCCAGUCUUAACAAAAGCAGGAAUCUAGUUAUGAAGAUACUUGAGAAGAGAGCUCUAGAGAACUGGGAUAGAUACGAUACUGGAGAUAUUAUUGAAAUCCUACGAGUUCUUGUGGAAAUCAAGUAUGAUAGGAUAAGCCCGUCUUUCCUUGGAAUGGUAUCGGAGUGGUUAGCUCUUAAUAUACAUAAGGUUAAGGAGGCGGAGAUGAUGACAAUAGUUUACAGUUUACUCCAGCUUAACUAUGUGGACAACAAGCUCAUCAACAGUCUAGAGAAGGUUAUCAAGCAUAGAGGUUGUCAGAUAGCCGAGAUUGAUCUUGUAACAACGAUUUGCGACUACUGUCAUCAUUUCAGAAUUCGUUCCCCUGUGGUUCUUGAAGGAGCAAGUGAAUAUCUAGUUUAUCAUGUAGCAAAGCUUUCAAUACCACAAAUAUAUUCUAUAGCAAGAAUAUUUGGAUACCUGGAUUUCCAUCCUACAACAGGGUUCAAGUUCUGGAGGGAGCUGGAAUCUAUUCUGGAGCAGAAGUUUAUUCAGUUCAAACCAAGAGAGAUUAUAGAACUUCUCGUGUCCUUCCUGUAUAUAGAGAAGUUUCCGUUAAACUUCACUGGUAAACUGUUCACACCAUACUUUCUUGAUCGUCUUCAUUCUCAGCCUGGGCAGGACGUUUUCUUCUCCAGGAUAGAACUUAAACUCUUUGAUGCAGGAAUGAAGCUCGAGUGUAAAGGGUAUGGUGGUCCAUAUCUUCCCAAAGAUACGAGCUAUAGACCUGUAGAGAUUGAUUCUAGAAUCAGACGGAUGUCAAACUUGCUUUUUGAUCCUCUGGGAGAGAUACUCGGAGAUUACAGUAGGAUUGGAACUCAGGUGCUUCUCUCCGCUCUUCCUCUUCAUCCUUCAUAUAUUGUUGAUCUUAUGAUUUAUCCAACCAGGGCAGAAGCUUUACUCAGGUUUGGGUUUAAGACUGAGAAUAGUUCUAAUAUUGCUGUCCUAGUUCAUCUACCCGAGCAUUAUGACAGGCGUGGAGUCCACCUCCUCGGUUCUCAAGCAAUGAGGAUCCGUCAUCUUAAAACUAUGGGAUUCAGGGUUAUGACCGUAGAUUACUUGAAGCUAAGCCAACUUCUCCAUAAACCAUCACAACUCAAGGAUUAUCUCCGUGUUCAGUACUCUGAGGUUCGGAAGAACACAGAAACUAAAUAAAUAAAUGAAAAUGAAUUCUACCCUUGUUCUCCUCUCCAUAGUAACCAGUUUAUUUUCUUGGUUAUACAUGCAUUCAGUUAAUAAUUAGUGUUAAUAUUUAUUCCCGUAGUCUAAACUGAUAAAUAUACAUUCAGACAUGGAA